CUUGCUGUGUGUAAUGACAAUUGUCGUCCAGGUUACAGCAAAAAGAAGAAGGAAGGAAAGCAAUUUUGUUGCUACGAUUGUGCCCCAUGCCCAGAGGGCAAGAUUUCAGACCAGAAGGACAUGGAUGAGUGUUCAAAAUGCCCAGAAGGUCAGUAUCCAAACAGGAACAAAGAUCAGUGCCUUUCAAAGAGAGUCAACUUCCUCUCAUUCACAGAAACUUUGGGGAUCCUUUUAACUUUCUUAGCUCUGUCUUUUUCUCUGAUCACAGCUUUGGUGUUUGGAGUCUUCGCUAAGCAUCAGAACACUCCCAUUGUCAAAGCCAACAAUCGAAACCUCACCUACUCUCUGCUUAUCUCGCUAUUCCUCUGCUUCCUCUGCUCCUUGUUAUUCAUUGGCCUGCCCCAAACAGUGAACUGCUGUUUAAGACAAACUGCUUUUGGUGUCAUCUUCUCUGUAGCUGUUUCCUGCAUUUUGGCAAAAACCAUAACUGUGAUUCUGGCUUUUGUCGCCACCAAGCCAGGUUCCACAAUGAGAAGAUGGGUGGGGAAAAGAUUCACAAACUCUAUAAUUCUUGGCUGCUCCUUUAUUCAAGCUACUAUUUGUGCUGUAUGGCUAUGCACUACUCCCCCAUUUCCACAUUUUGACAUGCACUCCCUGGCUCAAGAAAUUGUAGUGGAAUGCAAUGAAGGUUCUGUCACUAUGUUUUAUUCUGUUCUGGGCUACCUGGGAUUCUUGGCCAUUGUUAGCUUCACUGUGGCUUUUCAGGCUAGAAAGUUGCCAGACAGCUUCAAUGAAGCCAAGUUCAUCACUUUCAGCAUGUUGGUUUUCUGCAGUGUUUGGUUGUCUUUUGUUCCUUCCUAUUUAAGCACAAAAGGAAAAUACAUGGUGGCUGUGGAGAUCUUCUCCAUCUUGUCCUCCAGUGCUGGGUUACUAGGUUGUAUCUUUGCUCCCAAAUGCUACAUAAUUAUCCUGAGGCCAGAACUGAACAAUAAGGAGCAGAUAAUAAAGAGAUAUUAG
This is a messenger RNA of Zootoca vivipara (common lizard), 1017 nucleotides long. RefSeq names its product vomeronasal type-2 receptor 26-like. NCBI's taxonomy places the organism in Eukaryota, Metazoa, Chordata, Lepidosauria, Squamata, Lacertidae. Gene Ontology annotation, cellular component: plasma membrane. Gene Ontology annotation, biological process: G protein-coupled receptor signaling pathway. Gene Ontology annotation, molecular function: G protein-coupled receptor activity. The record is from RefSeq and is a predicted model, not a curated record.